UUCAACUAUAAAUAUAAUAGAUUCAACUGUAGUGGUAUAAUUGAUUCAACUGUAAAUAUGAUAGAUUCAACUGUAGUGGUAUAAUUGAUUCAAUUGUAAAUAUGAUAGAUUGAACUACAAAUGUAUGAUUGAUUCUAGGUUUUUAAUCAUAAAUAUAGUAAAUGAAACUUGAUUGUUAUGAUAGAUUCUAGAAUCUAGAAUUUACAAUAAAUAUAUUUGGUUUAACUGGCAUCAAUGUUUAGAUUUUUCUCUUGCCGCCAUUUCAGUUAUUUGCAUUCGCGGCGGGAGGUGACAAAAUUUUUUUUUUGCCGUACCAGAAAUGCAUCUUGCAGAUUCGGAUACGGGUGGUAACAUGCGGGAAGCAGACGGAAGAAAUACUGGAGCAGCUAGAGGUUCAAGAAUGAUUUCUCCGGAACAAAAUUCCUCUUCGUCGACUUCUGAAUCGUCAGCUCCGGCCAUCAUCGGAACAACCACAGACUACUCGCCGAACCCAAAGCCACCGCUAGCACUCGAAAAGGAUACGAACAGCACAGCCAGCAGCUACAUUCCAGCAUUCACAGUUACUGUACUCGAGAAUUCCCAGCCCUCUCAGCUGACUUCGAUUUGCCCAUCUGUUGGCCCCGUAGAAUCAACCGUGACUGCAACCGUUCAUCAAGCUUCGCUACCGGCUGCGGCCAUCAUUAUUGGAAGGCAAGUUUCCGGUAGUUCUACCGAAGGCAACAUGCCAUACAGUGGCAACGGGGGAUCCGGUUUCCGUAGCUCCUUUAAUGGACGCGUUCCAUUCGCUCGUAUGCUUUCCAGCAACCCUAGCAGUGAUCGGCGCUCCGGGAAUGCCGGUGCUGAAAUCUAUCCUAUUUCGGCAUCUUCGUCGAUUGCCAGCUAGUGGAUCCAAAAUAAUCCAACUGAAGAAGAAGGUUUUGGUGCAGCUCGCGCUUCGGUGAUUUUAACUACCAUCACCAUCAUCAUCAAUUCCAGAAUCACCAGCCACGGUUCUCGAAUAAUCAUGGUUAUGAUGGUAAUUUUAUGGAGGUGAUGGAGGUUUAAGUUUGUUUACAUAUUAAAAUGAUAAAUUUAUUUUAAGAAAUACAAUGUUCCUACUCUUGCUAGCUUUUAUUUCGGAACCAAAAUUAAAGGUUCUGAGCCUAGUAAAAACCUAUAAAACUUCCGAAAUCUAACUUUUUUUAA
This is a messenger RNA of Uranotaenia lowii, 1185 nucleotides long. RefSeq lists its product as uncharacterized. The coding region runs from base 320 to 883 and encodes 187 amino acids. The record is from RefSeq and is a predicted model, not a curated record. NCBI's taxonomy places the organism in Eukaryota, Metazoa, Arthropoda, Insecta, Diptera, Culicidae. The transcript has 2 exons.